AAACUUCCUGGGAAAUAAUUCUUGUGACUGAAGCAAAAUUUCUCUUUGAUGAGCAUUUUGUGUUCCUGUUAAACUUGGAUUACAAAAGAGUUCGCAGCAUCUUCAGAUAUUGAAGAAAAUAAUAAAUUUUUGUUAAGAUCUACAUUUGUGAUGUGAAAAGGAAAAUAAUAAGAAGCGAAAUAUGUGAGGACAAUGUGAAAUGCUGACGGAACAUAUUGAGUUGAAUGAGGAGAUGCCAAAAGAAAAAGAAAAGAAAUCACACCAGUGUGAUAUCUGUCAAAAGUCGUUUGGUCGAAAUCACACCCUCACCAUUCACAAACGUAGUCACACAGGUGAGAAACGGUUUCACUGUGAUGUCUGUGGUAAACCAUUCGCUGAGAAGUACCAAUUGACUAAACACAUACGUGUUCAUACAGGAGAGAGACCAUACCAUUGUGAUAUCUGCGGUAAAUCAUUCUCUCAGUCUACUCACGUAACUAAACAUAAAUUCAUUCAUACUGGAGAGAAACAAUUUCACUGUGAUAUCUGCGGAAAAUCGUUCUAUCAGAUUCACGACUUAACUAAACACAAAUACAUUCAUACUGGAGAAAAGCGAUAUCAGUGUGAUAUCUGUGGUAAAUCUUUUACUCGAUCAGAUCAUUUGCUGAAACAUAAAAGUGUUCAUACUGGAGAGAAACCAUAUGACUGUGAUAUCUGUGGUAAACCAUUCUCCCAAAAAGAACAGUUAAUUGCACACAAACACAUUCAUACAGGGGAGAAACCAUAUCAGUGUGUUGUCUGUGGUAAGGCGUUCUCUAGGUUAGGAGCUUUAACUAAACACAAAGGUAUUCAUACAGGUGAGAGGCCGUUUCAUUGUGAUGUCUGUGGUAAGUCUUUCCAUGAUGAAAAUGGCUUAGCUAAACACAUACGCGUUCACACAGGGGAGAAGCCAUAUCAGUGUGAUACAUGUGGGAAAUCGUUCUCACAGAAUCCGCAUUUAACUGCACACAAGCGUAUUCAUACUGGGGAGAAACCGUAUGACUGCGAUAUCUGUGGUAAACCAUUCUCUCGAAAAGAACACUUAACUGCACACAAGCGCAUUCAUACAGGUGAGAGACCAUUUCAUUGUGACGUGUGUGGCAAAUCGUUCUCUCAAAAAAACCACUUAAAUACACACAAGUACGUUCAUAAAUGAGAGAAGUU
Octopus bimaculoides (California two-spot octopus) is the source of this 1182-nucleotide messenger RNA. Its product is annotated as zinc finger protein OZF. The record is from RefSeq and is a predicted model, not a curated record. NCBI's taxonomy places the organism in Eukaryota, Metazoa, Mollusca, Cephalopoda, Octopoda, Octopodidae.